Molecule: messenger RNA, 501 nt
Organism: Podospora anserina S mat+
Lineage: Eukaryota; Fungi; Ascomycota; Sordariomycetes; Sordariales; Podosporaceae
Exons: 2
Coding region: 1-501 (166 amino acids)
Source: RefSeq, a predicted model, not a curated record
AUGCGUAUACUGUUUUCUUGUUUCGCCAAGGUCAUAUGCCCAUUUCUUUGCUCAUUGCCAAGUAUAUCAUCAUCACUCAUAUCUUGCCAUCCCUGUCUCUAUUUUAACCUUUGGCAGUCCAGAGUCAACUGUUUCGCUGCACGAACCAAUCUUCUUGUUUCCCAGAACCAUUUUCCACACUCCUUGGCCUCCUCCCGUUCCCAGUUCAUGUCCCUGGGCACGAAGAGUACGACGUCGCACAACAGUUUGUUGUAUGUCGGAUCACAAGGGGUGCUGCAGGCAGCACUGCCAUCUUCCCAUUCAUCGUCCACAGCAUUGUCCACUUCCAGAUUGAGUGAAUCAGCGAGAGGGUUGGAGGUGGAAACAGGGCUGGAUGUCAAGACCUUGCGCUGCCCGCGUCCAGCUCGCCUCCUUGGACGUGGACGAGGUCCGGAGCUUCUCUCAGGGCCUGUUUGUGUCGCCUGGGUUGACGUGGACGAGGUCGGGACGCAAGAGGGGUAA